Molecule: messenger RNA, 1406 nt
Organism: Pelobates fuscus (common spadefoot toad)
Lineage: Eukaryota; Metazoa; Chordata; Amphibia; Anura; Pelobatidae
Product: gastrula zinc finger protein XlCGF17.1-like
Exons: 1
Coding region: 1-1029 (342 amino acids)
Biological process (GO): regulation of gene expression
Cellular component (GO): nucleus
Source: RefSeq, a predicted model, not a curated record
AUGGAUGAGGAUUCAGUUUCAAACAGUCCUGUUACACCUCGCCAAGAUAACUCAACAGUAAUAAAAGCUCAUGAAAUUCAAGCUUCGCCACGGAAGUUAUGUAAUGGUUUGGAUCAUAAAUGUGUUAUUAGUGAGUCAUAUCUUGGUAAGUGUGAGAUACGCAGCAUGACUAAUAGUUCAAAUUGUUCUGGCAAUGAUAAGUGUCUUGAAUCUAAGCUUCUAAAACACCAAAACAAUCACACCAGAGAAAAAACAUUUGCAUGUUGUGAAUGUGGGAAAUCUUUUAAAAGAAAGUCAUGUCUUAUUGUACACAAAAGAAUUCACACAGGAGAGAAGCCGUUUAUAUGUUCUGAAUGUGGGAAAUGUUUUGCCGCAAAGUCAGCGCUCUGUAGACACAAGAGUAUUCACACAGGAGAAAAACCGUUUGCAUGCUUCAAAUGUGACAAACGUUUCUCUCAAAAGUCACAACUGUGGGAACAUCAGAGAGCUCACCUGGGACAAAUAAAAUAUACAUGCUCUGAAUGUAAGAAAUGUUUUUCAGCAAAGCCAGCUCUUCGUCAACAUGAGAGGAUUCACACAGGAGAGAAACCUUUCCAGUGUUCUAAAUGUGGGAAAUGUUUUAGCCAGUAUGCACAUCUUCUUAUACAUCAGAGAAAUCACACUGGAGAGAAACCAUAUGCAUGUCAUAAAUGUGGUAAACGUUUUGCAGCAAAGUCAGCACUUGUUCGGCAUGAGAAAACUCAUACAGGAGAGAAAGCAUAUGAAUGUCCUGAAUGUGGGAAACAGUUUAUGGAAAAAUCUAGUCUUAUAAGCCAUGAGAAAACGCACAUGGGAGAGAAACCUUUUGCUUGUUCUGAAUGUGGGAAAUGUUUUGCUGCAAAGUCUGCAUUUAGUCGACAUGAGAGAACUCACACAGGAGAGAAGCCAUUUGCAUGUUCUGAGUGUGGGAAAUGUUUUAUCACAAAGUCAGAGCUUAGCAGACAUGAGCAAAUUCACCAGCGAGGAAAGCAAACUUUUUUAACGUCCUAAACAUAAAAAGGUUCUCCACAAUACUUUAAAGGGGACAUUUGCACCCAAUUUAUGCUGAGAAAUAAAUUUCUCCUUGUCUUCAAUAAAUGAGGAUUUGUGACAGGUAUAAGACAUUAAAACCCAUUGGAAAUUAAGCCCUUACCGACGUUGGGGUAUUCGAUGAUGUUCUAGAACGUCCUAAAUUUUAAUACAAUAUAGGAACGUCCUUUAGUUUUAAUAUAAGCAGGGUUAAAUCAUUGUUCAUACCAUGGAGCCCCACAUAUCUGUCUGCUGGGGCCAUUUUUAGUUUCCCCAGACUCUUUGGUGAGCUGCAUGCAGUGCCAAAAAAUCAAAGCUGCACGCAACUUUUUAUAUAGACAUGUACAUGCCUAUAAAUA